AAAAAAAUUCCCAGUUCUUUCUCAGUUCCCCCUCCCCGGCCGCCGUCAAUCCCCGCCUCUCCCCGGCAUAUACCUCCAUCGAAACCACCACCUUUCCUUCCAUCUGAUACUCUGAGAGAGAGAGAGAGAGAGAGAGAGAGAGAAUGGGUAAGAACGAGAAGACGGGUCUGGGUAGGGCUCUGGUGAGACAGCACAACCAGCUGGUUCAGCAAACGAAAGAGAAAGGCCUGAUGUACAAGAGGCAGCAGAAGAAGGUUCUCGAAUCCGUCACCGAAGUCAGCGACAUCGACGCCAUCGUCGAACAAGCUGACGAGGCCGACCGCCUCUUCUCCCUCGACCACCCUGCCCCUAACCUCCUCAUCGACCUAGAUGGGAAUGAGAUAACCCCGGAGCAGGGGAGGGAGCAGAAGAGGAAAGAGGAGGCCCUGCACGCCGGAAGUCUGCGGGUGCCGCGGAGGCCUGCGUGGACCCCUCAAAUGUCUGUGGAGGAGCUGGAUAACAAUGAAAGGCAAGCCUUCUUGACUUGGCGCAGAAGCCUUGCCAGGCUUGAGGAGAACGACAAGCUUCUCCUUACUCCUUUCGAGAAGAACCUCGAUAUUUGGAGGCAGCUAUGGCGGGUUGUGGAGCGUAGCGAUUUGCUUGUGAUGGUUGUUGAUGCGCGAGACCCGCUAUUCUAUCGCUGCCCUGAUCUUGAGGUUUAUGCACGAGAGGUCGACAAGCACAAAAGGACAAUGCUUCUUGUUAACAAAGCAGAUCUCUUACCUUUAUCUGUUAGAGAGAAGUGGGCUAAUUAUUUCUGUUCGCAAGAUAUUCUCUUUGUGUUUUGGUCGGCUAAAGCCGCUACAGCAGCUACAGAAGGGAAAAAUCUCAGUUCCCCGUGGACAGAAGAUAACCUGCACGAGUCAGAAGACCCUGAUACUAAAAUAUAUGGGAGGAUUGAGCUAUUGGCUCGUUUACAAUCUGAGGCAGAAGAAAUAGUCAGACUGAGGAAAUCAGGAUCCAAUGAUUCUCGAAGUGGAAGUGUUGUUGGAAAUUCAGCUUCCAGUAAUGUAGUUGUGGGAUUUGUUGGAUAUCCAAAUGUGGGAAAGAGCUCGACUAUUAAUGCCUUGGUAGGCCAGAAGAAGACAGGUGUUACCUCUACUCCUGGGAAGACAAAGCAUUUCCAAACAUUGAUUAUGUCUGAUGAGUUAAUGCUAUGUGAUUGCCCUGGAUUAGUCUUUCCAUCAUUUUCAAGCUCUAGACAUGAGAUGAUUGCUUCUGGUGUAUUGCCAAUUGAUCGAAUGACCGAGAAUAGGGAGGCUGUGCAGGUAGUGGCCAAUCGAGUUCCAAGACAUGUUAUUGAGGCGGUUUACAGGAUUGAUCUGCCCCAACCCAAAUCCUAUGAAUUGCAGUCUCGACCUCCUCUGGCAGCAGAAUUUUUGAGGGCCUAUUGUGCCUCUCGUGGUUAUGUUGCCUCAAGUGGACUUCCUGAUGAAACAAAAGCUGCCCGCCAAAUUUUGAAGGAUUACAUUGAUGGGAAACUGCCCCAUUAUCAAAUGCCCCCUGGAAUGACUGCUGAGGAAGAUGAUGUGGGAAACGUCUUACCUGAACAUCAUAAGUCAGGCUCCUCUGAUGAUGAAAACUCUGAAGAUGAUGAAGGUGAAGACGAGCCGGAGCUUGAUCAUGCCCUGGAAGACCUCAAUUCAUUUGACAUAGCUAAUGGGCUUGCUACCAAGAAGAAAGUCGCUGUCAGGAAGCCCACUGCGCCUCAUAAACAACACAAAAAGACUCAGAGGAAAAAGGAUCGCUCCUGGAGGGUAGGCAAUGAUGGUGGAGAUGGAAUGCCAGUUGUAAGAGUGUUUCAGAAACCAGCGAACACCGGUCCUGUUAAGGUUGGAUAGUUUAUUCGUGCACCCUUAAACCUUUAUUCAGCCUAUUGUGCUGCAAUUUAGAAUCCAUAUGGGUUAUGUGUAAUAGCAAUCAAACUCUGUUUCCUGAGCAUGGGUGUCAUCCCCAUAACUUUGUUUCGGCCCAACCCACCACACCAACAAGGGUGAGUGAAGAAAGUAUAAGGAAGCAUUUAUGUAGCUGAAGAGUGGUUCUGUUUUUAGGACCGGGAUUCUCUCCGGAUCCUCUGGAUCUUUCAAUUCUGAAGCUGGAGAGAGAGAUGGAGAAAAGGGAAGAAGAUGAACAUGGGAAGGUUAACAGGGAAGAAGAAAGAAGAAGAUGAACAGGAGAAGGUGAAGGUGAACAUGGAAUUAAUUUCUGGUCAUUCGAUUUUUGUUUGAACGGACAGGAUCGAAGGACCCGUUGGAUAUGGAUGGAAGGGCCUAUUCGCUUUUUUAUAUGUUUUCUUAUUGACAAUUGUGUACUACAAAUUCGACACUGGUAAAAUAGAGUUCACAAAUUGAAAUCCAAAAUAGAACCCCUUGUUUA
This is a messenger RNA of Pyrus x bretschneideri (Chinese white pear), 2415 nucleotides long. RefSeq names its product GTPase LSG1-2-like. Gene Ontology annotation, molecular function: GTPase activity; GTP binding. The record is from RefSeq and is a predicted model, not a curated record. The transcript has 5 exons. Bases 144 to 1880 code for a protein of 578 amino acids. Gene Ontology annotation, cellular component: cytosol. NCBI's taxonomy places the organism in Eukaryota, Viridiplantae, Streptophyta, Magnoliopsida, Rosales, Rosaceae.